Molecule: messenger RNA, 786 nt
Organism: Pogoniulus pusillus (Red-fronted tinkerbird)
Lineage: Eukaryota; Metazoa; Chordata; Aves; Piciformes; Lybiidae
Product: natriuretic peptides A-like
Exons: 2
Coding region: 119-679 (186 amino acids)
Biological process (GO): neuropeptide signaling pathway; negative regulation of systemic arterial blood pressure; receptor guanylyl cyclase signaling pathway
Cellular component (GO): cytoplasm; extracellular region
Molecular function (GO): hormone activity; hormone receptor binding
Source: RefSeq, a predicted model, not a curated record
UGCUCCUGCGGGGAUCUGGCAGCAGGCAGCUGAGCUCCCUCCGGGCAGAGAGCGGGGAUAUAAGGAGAGGUGUCCAUGGGCAAAGCAGUGACACAGGGCCGAGCUGGGAUAGGAUAGGAUGCAAUUCCCAGCUUUCUGCUGCGGGGCCUCUCUGUUGUUCCUCCUGCCCUGGGCAGGUUUGCAGCCCGUCGGUGGCCAGCACAGUGCCGAGCUGCGGUCCCUGCAGGACCUCCUGAAAGCGCUGGAGCAGCUCCGGGAGGAUGAAGGGGAACCGGGCCUGGAAGAGGAGCCGGUGGCCGGGGCUGAGGACAGCAGCUCCGAGUGGGAGCUGCCGGAGCUGGAGAGCGGCUCGCUGGGUGCUCCGCUGCCGGCGCCCAGCCCUGCCCAGCCGGCGGAGGGGCAGAGCCUGUGGAAGGGCCUCCUGCUCUCCUCCUACAGACGGAGGCACUUCUCCGGCUGCUUUGGGACCAGGAUGGAGAGGAUCGGCGCGCAGACAGGGCUGGGAUGCAACCCGUACAAAGCCCGUAGGUCCCGGCGAGAGUCCGCGGCUGACGCGGCGCGGGAAGCUGCGGGAGGCCGGGCCGGGUUGCCGCUGUCCCCGGCUGAAAGCCCCGCAGCGGCUGUCCCAGCAGCUCCCUGCUCUUCUCUCUCAGGUUUCUGGAAGAGACGGAGAAGCUGAAGCCAGGAGAGGCUCCCAAGCGCUUCCCGAAGUUCCAGGGCAGUGUACAGCCGCCAGCUCCCCCGGGACCUCCUCGGGGGAUGGAGAAUAAAUUCUUAUACAAAGCC